AGAGCUUCACCCUGCCACAACCCCAUGGCAUCUGUCCACAUCUCCAUCACGCUAAGGACGCCGAAAUGUCGCGCCGCCAUAUGCACCUCAGCUCGGGCAGCUGGCUCCGAUCUCGCGGUCGGGACUCGAGACACCUCGAUGCCCUCGGAACCGCUAAUUACGAGGGCUCCGGGCUAGUCCAGCUCCAUCCCGAGGAAGCUGCCGCGAGCGCAGAAGCCGACAUUGUCUUGGUCGCCGGACUCGGAGGCCAUCACAGCAGAACAUGGGAAGGGGCGGACCUGACUUUGUGGCCGCGCGAUUUGCUGCCCCCGAAAAUCUCGAAAAGAAUUCGGAUCCGGUCGUUCCGGUAUAACACGACGCUCCAGGGCACGGUGAGCGAAGCGGGCAUCGGUGACCACGCAAAAGAACUGCUCGACGAGCUGUCAAGUGACAGAGAGGACGACGAAGCGGCCGCUCUGAGGCCGUUGAUCUUUGUGGGCCACAGCUUGGGCGGCAUGAUCAUCAAGAAAGCGCUAUUCCUCGCUCAUAAAAAGACGCAAACGAGAUUCAGGCCGCUAUGGGAUGCCAGCCGAGGAAUUAUGUUCUUCUCGACUCCCCAUCUCGGCCUCGACCCAGCCCUGUGGAGGAAGUUUGUCAAGCAUGUCCUGCCAUUCGACGCCCCAGUCACAGGUGCCCUGCCUUCAUACGGAAUGUUGAGAGAGAUUGAGAACGACGGGGACGUGCUUUACAGAAUAACCGAAGACUUCAAGCCUCAGCAUCCCGAGCUGUCCUUUGUGACGUUUAUUGAAGAAACGCCUAUGAAGGGGAUGGAGAGAGUUCUUGUCGACAAGGUAUACGGACUCAUGCAUGCCCAUACUGAAUACCACAGCACUUUGUCCGGCGACCACCUCAGUAUUUGCCAGUUCGCGAAAAGUCAAGAGGGUGCUUUCAAGCCGGUUGCGAGUCAGAUGGAGUUCUUGCUGGGUCGGAAACCAAAGGUCCUAGACCGUGCUGGAUACGAAGCAAAACGGGCUCUCUAUUCGCUAUGCCCCAACGCGUUCCACUGCUAUUUCCUUGACAGGCAGCCGACAAAGGGAACCUGUGGUUGGAUAGCCGAGCGGCAGGAAUUUCAGGGCUGGCUCGCCAACAAGCCCGGCAGCGAAAGACUUUGGAUCAGCGGCCAGCCGGGUUGUGGCAAGAGCUUCUUGGCCAAACAUAUCAUCACCGAGCUCAUCCCAUCGCCAUACCAGGAGGACGUGAUCCACUGCUUCCUCAGCGAUACUCUCCCGUCGCGCGGCAACAUCCAAGCGCUGCUAAGGGCGACGCUUCACCAAGCCCUGCGGCUUGAGCCGGAACUGGUUGUCGACUUUUUGAUGCCGACGUUCAGCGAGGCGCAACGGCGGGAUGUCGGCGACCAGGAUAUUUGGACCCGAGACGUGCUGGUUCUUCUGUGGGCUGGCGCCAUGGCCCAGAUAGCGAAGCGCCGCGCUUUGAUCAUGGUUAUCGACGGCAUUGAUGAGAUUGGGCCGGAAUGCCGAGAGACAUUCUUCAGUUGUCUCGAGGAGCUGGGAGCCAAAAUGCAAGACCCAAGCAGGACCAGGGUGCUCCUUAUCUCCCGCAACGAAGGACAGAUAAAAGAGCAUCUCGACAAACAGGGCUUCAAGACCUAUCUCAUGAAGCCGGAGGACACGGAAAUGGACAUGCUGAGUACCGUCAACGACGGCUUGGGCUACCUCUGGAACCAUACGCGAUACAACAUCGAGGACCUUGAAGGAAGCCGCGACGGACAAGACGACAUAGGCAGCAUCAUAGCUCAUCGGUCGGGAGGAGUAUAUCUCUGGAUCAUUCUGGUUCCCGAAAUUUUGAGACGCGAUGGCAAGAUGGACGAAUCUAGAAUGGCGGAGAAAGUGAGAGGCUUUCCACAAAGCAUCGAGGGACUCUAUGGCCACACACUCGGGGGAAUGCAUGACAGGCGCCGAGACACUGCGGCAUUCAUUAGACAAGCCCUGACAUGGGCCGUCUUCCAACAGAGAGGAUUAAAAGUCGCCGAGCUCAACACUGCGCUGGCCCUUGCCAAGGCCUCUCUCGUGUCUCCAGGCCAGACUGUCACGCCUCAGGGUCUGGCUAGCUUCCUAGACGACAACAUCAAGGCCAAGCUGAACUUUUACUGCGGGCAGCUGGUCAAGUUCCAUGACGGGCGUCUGACGCUUGUUCACAGAAGUCUGAAGACUUAUUUGACAACUGCGACGGCGACCAGCGAGCUAGGCGUCGAGUUCUUCCUCGACCAGCAGAGCUCGCAUGCAGUUCUCGCGAGCGUCUGCGUCAUGUAUCUGACCAUGGCCUACUUUUGCGACUCUUGCCACCACCUAGAAGCCACAGAGCCGAGCUACUGGGAGACUAAGGUGCGCAAGAGGAUCAGGGAGCACGGGUUUGUCCGGUACGCGGCACUGUACUGGUUCAAGCACGUCGCAGCAGCCGGGCCAAAGUGGCCCGGCAUCGGCGGCAAAGACAGCUUGGACCGAAAGAUGCUGCUAGAAGACGACAGCACGGAGUAUGCGAAGUGCUGGACAGAGGUCUGGUGGUUCCUCACGCGGGGGGCGACACAACAACCAUACCCGCAUGGCGUUCUAGCUAGGAGCAUCGUUGCACAGAGACUAGCCCCGGCCGUGUCCGCAAAGGCAGCAGGCGGGUUGGCGCCACCGCCUCCUUCGGCGGUGGCAUCUUCAGCCGGACUAGUACCGGCCACGCUCGUACCGCUAGCGGAAAUCGUACCUCUGAGCAGCAAACAACAUCUCGCUAGCACGCCAUCAGCUGCAGAACCAAAGACGACGGACACGCAUCCUCCCACUCUAGUCACAAAACAGCGGCAGGUGACCCGCAUGCCCACAAACCCCCUUGGUACUGCUGGGGCCACGCUCUCUAAAACGCCGGAGACGACAAAGAAAGGCCCCAGACCUGCCACUGGCACAAUGUCACUAGCCGCAGACGACGGAGUCAAACCACAACCACCACCGCCACCGUCGCAACAGCAGCACGCUAGACGUGAAAACUACCGACGCGCAGAGCAGGUCGUAGAGAAGCCCGCCGUCCCGGAAACCGUGGUGGUGGAAAAGAUUGUCGAAAAGACGGUGUUCGUAGAGAAGCCCGCCAUUACCGAAACGCUCGUCGUGGAAAAAACUGUCGAGACGACGGUCGUCAUAGACAGGCCGGCGGUGCGAGAGACGGUCUUUAUCGAAAAGCUCGUCGAGGUCGAGAAGCCGGUGGCGCCCGCCCCUCCGCCGCCUCCGGCCCCCCGCGGGAAAUGGCUGCGGCGGAUCAAGAACGCGGGGAAGGCCCUAGUGAAGGAACUAGCCCACCCUACCUAGAUCACAAUUAUAUGGCAGUUACCGUGGUGAUACUUUUGCAGUCGCAGGUGUGAAGGAACAACACGCAAGGCAGACGGCAGAC
Messenger RNA from Lasiosphaeria miniovina, 3426 nucleotides. RefSeq lists its product as uncharacterized. The transcript has 7 exons. NCBI's taxonomy places the organism in Eukaryota, Fungi, Ascomycota, Sordariomycetes, Sordariales, Lasiosphaeriaceae. The coding region runs from base 66 to 3344 and encodes 1092 amino acids. The record is from RefSeq and is a predicted model, not a curated record.